AUGGAAUCAAUAAGAGAAGAAGCUACACCAGAUGAUAUUUUAAACUUGAAAGAGUUGUUUUUACUUGCAGUUUCUAUGAUCUGCUAUUCAAGGAAUUGUUUCCAUAGAAAUGUUUAUCAAACAAUUGAAUCUUUGCAGGAUGCUUUAUGUGAAAAGAAAGACGCGCUUUUGCCUACGAUUCCUAUUGUACGUAUUCGAGAAGGAAUUGACUCAUAUGCAGACGAAUUUUUAGAAAACAUUAAACUAUAUAUCAAUCCUUUUAUUUUAUCGAAGACUCAGUUCACGACCUACCUUGUGUUUUCUACCAAGGGGCUACGGGAAUCAAACAUUGAAACAGAACAUAUUGACAAAGUUUAUGCUUUUGAAAUGAAUUUAGAUGGAAGAUUGUUUAACUAUGACAUCGAAAAAUCUGUAAAACCAUUUUUUAGACAACUCUUACAGGACUUACAAUUCGAGACCGAAGCAGAAGAUUCAAGCUCAGAAAUGAAAUGUAUUCAAAUUAUGACUCAAACAGAUACCGUUUCUUUGAAUCGAACGAAAUUGGACUCUCGUUUAACCCUCGAAGAAGAUGAAACCGUUAAAUCCAUUGUGUGUACCCAUACCGCAAACCUAAAAAACCUCACAUCGAUCACAGCAAGCGGAGAUUCUCUCGUUGUCUUACAAAAUGAAGAAAACCAGAAUGACGACGAUACGAGCAUUGGUGAUGAUAUGAUGGAAAAGGAAAUCGAUGACGUUGAAGUCCCAAUUACCGCUUCGCAGGUGAAGAUUGAUUCUGAAUUGGAGGCAUUUUUGCAACCACCGUGGAAUACUCAACCUAUAGAAUUAACUCAGCCUUUGGAGCCCGAAUUGGAAGAAAUUGAUAGACAACCCGAAACAAGUCUUCCAAGUACUGGUCUACGAGAGAUUAAAAAUCAAAAUACUGAUCUAAGAAAAGGAGAUAUUCCUACAGCUAAACCAAAGGCAAUACCUACAAAAAAGAUGCAGGAUGAAGCAAACCGUAUAAGCUGCGAAUGUGGUGACAAUAGUGAAGAGUUGGAUAUGUUUGAAUGCGAUUCUUGUAACGGAUGGAUUCAUUGCUGCUGCUAUGGGUUUGAGAGUGACAGUGAUCCUCGCCAGCCCAGCACUCUACUUUGUUAUACUUGCCUUCUUAGUGAAUCCGAGCCUCAAUUAUAUGAAAGGAUGACAGUGCUCACAGCUUAUCGACGCGCAAUUCAAUUCUCUUGGGUUUUCGGUUACGAAGGAACGCAAAAACUAGCAAAGCGAUUAAAUUGUAACCUUACAGAUGCAAGAAGAAUUGAGUCAAGGAUGAUUAAUGAAGGAAUCCUGAAUAAUGAAAAAGGAAAAAAAAGCAAUGCUCAAAUUGUCAAAACUUCUGAAAUGGUCGACUAUUUAAAAGACAAAUACUUCUCUCCUUCGCGAUGGAUAGCUCACUUAAAUUUUAAAAAUUAUCGCAGAGAGAACAGACCGGUAUAUAUGAAGUCGUUCCUUUCUUUACCUGUUGGGAAAGUAACGAAUUCGAGAAGAAAACGUAUCAAACUUACAAACGACGAUGGAUCGUCGUCAAUGAAACCGCUUCGAAUAUAA
Messenger RNA from Schizosaccharomyces osmophilus, 1584 nucleotides. It is a transcript of the gene hop1, whose product is annotated as linear element associated protein Hop1. The record is from RefSeq and is a predicted model, not a curated record. The transcript has 7 exons. The coding region runs from base 1 to 1584 and encodes 527 amino acids. Lineage: Eukaryota; Fungi; Ascomycota; Schizosaccharomycetes; Schizosaccharomycetales; Schizosaccharomycetaceae.